Miscanthus lutarioriparius is the source of this 1026-nucleotide messenger RNA. The record is from the annotation of a GenBank genome assembly. Lineage: Eukaryota; Viridiplantae; Streptophyta; Magnoliopsida; Poales; Poaceae.
AUGCCACUGGGCGACGGCGCGGCGGGGGACUUCGCGCUGCCGGACGAGCUCCUGGCGGCGCUGCCGCGGGACCCCUACGAGCAGCUGGAUCUGGCGCGCCGCAUCACCGCGCUGGCGGUGGCGGGGCGGGUGUCCGGGUUGGAGCGGGAGGCGGGGCGCCUGCGGGCGGAGGCCGCGGCCAAGGACCGCGAGAACGCCGAGCUCCGGGACCGGGUGGCGCUGCUCGACACCGCGCUGCAGGAGACCAACGCCAGGCUCCGCGCCGCGCUCGAGGACAAUAUUAAGCUCAGCAAGGAGCGGGACUCGCUGGCGCAGACGUCCAAGAAGCUGGCACGCGACCUGCAGAAGUUGGAGUCAUUCAAGAGGCAUCUGAUGCAGUCAUUGCGUGAUGAUAGUUCAUCACCACAGGAAACAGUUGACAUUACAACGUGUGAUCAGUCAGUACCAUCAAAAGCAUCGUCCAGUGGAGAUGGUGGAUCUGUCAGCCACCCUACAACAAAUAUAUUUAGUGAAUCUUUGGAUGCUGGAAGCACAAACCGAGAUGGUACCGCAACAAGGCCUCCGAUCCAAAAAUAUGCCCUCCCAUCGCACAUCACUCCUCGCCUUACCCCAGAGGCCACUCCUAAAAUAAUGUCCACUUCUGCUUCUCCGAGGCGAAUGUCUACCGCAGCAACACCGAAGUUGAUGUCUGGUGCUACCUCACCAACAAAAUCUCGAAUUGAAGCUCACAUGUCAAUGACACCAUGGUAUCCAUCAAGCAAGCAAUCCUCGGCAGCUAACUCACCUCCACGAGGGCGUUCAAACCCAGGUCGGACUCCUCGUAUUGAUGGAAAGGAAUUUUUUCGUCAAGCCAGGAGUCGUCUAUCCUACGAACAAUUUGGAGCAUUCUUAGCCAACAUCAAAGAGCUCAAUGCCCAUAAGCAGUCACGUGAGGAAACUCUCAAGAAAGCUGAAGAGAUAUUUGGUCCAGACAGCAAAGAUCUUUAUCUAUCUUUCCAAGGCUUGCUAAAUCGUAGCAUGCCAUAG